Molecule: messenger RNA, 23989 nt
Organism: Podarcis lilfordi (Lilford's wall lizard)
Lineage: Eukaryota; Metazoa; Chordata; Lepidosauria; Squamata; Lacertidae
Source: the annotation of a GenBank genome assembly
GGCAACCCCUGAUUUAUGAUGCAUUCCGCAUUUGUUUUAAUCAACGCGAUUUCAUUGUUGAUCUGAUGUUAUUCGCCACUACUUUGGUGUGUAACAAAGUAAUUUUAAAGUACAUAGUAAUGAAUGUUAUUCAUUUUAAAGUAGUAAAUGAAUAACAUUCAUUUACUACUUUAAAAAUUACUUUGUUACUCACCAAAGUACUGGUGAAUAACAUCAGAUCAACAAUGUUAUUCAUUACUAAUUUAAAAUGUUAUUGACAGAACACUAAAUUUUGCAGCUAAAUAAAUUCAAGUUCAGCCGUUCCCUUCCGACGCUUACCAUUUUGCGCUAAAGGGCAAGGAUGCCACACAAGCGACACUCUAGAAGGAAGGGACCUGAGGGGCUCAGGGCAACGGCCCGCGUGGCCGAGCCCCCUGUUCUCACAGCUCUGGGAAUUGCGUGACCCCCCCCCCCAAACCCCCACUUACACGACGACUUCGCACCGCCACGUCCCGCUCACGGCAGCUGGGACGUCCAAGGCCGCCGUGACGAGGCCGAGGCGGGUCGUGAGGGAGGGAAGACACCGGCCACCCCGGUCCCGCCUCAGAGGCCACGCGGGCAAGACGGCGGCAUUCUUGCCAAAGGGGUGGGAGAGAGAGGAAGCGGCCGGAGGAGAACGAACGGAGAGAACGAGAGGGAUGCGAGGGAAAACGAAACCGAAAAGAUGAAUGGGGGCGGGGGGGAGCGAAGUGAGGCGGAGCGGCGAGGCUCGCGCCAGGAACGAGCGGUGGGCGGGGCCUGAAGGGACCCACAGCGCGGGCUUCUCGCUUCUUGCGCGCGCAGCCGCCCUCGCGCUCCGACGAACGCGGGGAGGCGUGGCUGCUCCGCGCUCAUCCCCAAUCGACGUGGUGUUUUGCGCCCCCCAUCCCACUCGCGUUCUAAUCCCACCCCCGCUGCCGGAAGCGGAAAAUCUCCUGUUUUCGCUCCUGCUGCCGGAAGUCGGUGGGCGGGACGUAGGCUGACGGCUACUGAUGCUGUUGUGGAGAGGUUUUGGGCGCGGAGAGAAAGGGGAGCGCGGAUAACCGCCUUUUCUGAGAGUUGCUGCCGCCGCUGCCCCGCUGGGGCGGGAAGGGUGCGGACCCCCCCCGUCCCUCCCUCAGGCCCCCUCACCAUGUUACUGCCGUCCGACGUGGCACGCCUGGUGCUAGGUAAGCGCGAGCGAAGGGUUCCUCUCCUGAGGGGGCUUCCGGGGAAAACGGGCCCCUCUUUUUGCUCCUGGCCCCGCGGUGUGUGUCUGUGUGUGUUUCUGGGGGCCUCCGAGAAGGGCAGGCCAAGGGCGCCCCUCGCAUCUCCCACCGUUUCCAAAGCAGAAGAGGGACACGCCCGCGAUGCCCCAACUCCUAAUUCAUCGCCGCCGCCGCCACACUGUUGUGUUUUGUUGUGAAAAGCUUUGCUCCCUCUCCUGCACAUAUCGCUGUUCUUUAUUUACUAUUCCAUAGCCUGCCCUAAAAGCAGAAAUAUUGUCGAUCGUUAUUUUUGUACUUCACCAUCGCCGUCCUCCGCGGAUCUAAGAGCUAAAGCGCGGUUAAUUUUGUUUAUUGCUUUACUCCGCCGUAGCUCGUCUUCUUCCACUAGGGUCACGGGCUAAGGCGUUGUUUAUUACUUAUUUGUUACAUAUAUAUAUAUAUGAUGCUCUCCCAGCCGCCCACCUUUUAUUCCCCCCUUUCUUUUCUUGCUAACAUGGCUCCCAAAAUGGCUUAGAAUCACAAGAUGGCUGUGUGUCUGUUGUGGGGAGAGAAGGAAGAAGGGUGAUUUUUGUAGCUUGCUAUUUUGGCUUUUCCUACUUGGUGGUUCUUUGGUUAAGGAUAUAUUAGGUAGUGGCCUAUUCUAUCCAUGUUAUAACAAUAUAGCAGUAGCUGUCAUAAGUGAAAUGCCAGUCUAUGCAGGCAUUGUGAGCCUAGGGCUUGCUGAUCAGAAGGUCGGCGGUUCGAAUCCCCGCGACGGGGUGAGCUCCUGUUGCUUGGUCCCUGCUCCUGCCCACCUAGCAGUUCGAAAGCACGUCAAGUGCAAGUAGAUAAAUAGGUACCGCUAUGGCAGGAAGGUAAAUGGCGUUUCCGUGCGCUGCUCUGGUUUGCCAGAAGCGGCUUAAGUCAUGCUGGCCACAUGACCCGGAAGCUGUCUGCAGGCAAACGCUGGCUCCCUUGGCCUAUGGAGGGAGAUGAGUGUCGCAACCCCAGAGUCGUCCGUGACUGGACCUAAUGGUUAGGGGUACCUUUAUGCUUAUAUAUACAUGUAUAAGGGCUGCCCCCAUCCAAACUGGACUACAAUCUUAUGCAUGGUUAGCUGGAAAUACUCAACUGAAUAAGAUGCAAAUGCUCCACCAAAUAAGGUGGAACUUACUUCCUAGCAAGCAUGAGUAGAAUUGCAGUGGCACCCUGGAUUUAAUGUCUAGUUCCCGGAGAAGGGAGUUGAAUCAUUGAAUUGUAAAGUUGAAAGAUGCUGAGGAUCAACAAGUCCAAUUGGUGCAAUGCAGGAAUCUCAUCUAAAGCUUCCAUGACAGAUGGCCAUCCAACCUCUGCUUAAAAACCUCCAAGGAAAGCGGGUCCACCAUCUUCCAAGAGAGUCCGUUCCACUUUUGAACAGCUCUAACCACCAGAAAGUUCUUCCUGAUGCUUAGAGUGAGACGGCUCUGGUUGCCCUAACAGAUGAUCUUCGUAGACAGCUGGAUCAAGGCGGGUCGGGGCUGCUGAUUCUUCUAGAUCUGUCAGCAGCUUUCGACAUGGUCGAUCACGAACUUCUGGACCACCGCCUUGCCGACGUGGGAUCCAGGGCACAGUUCUUCAAUGGCUGCACUCGUUUCACUCUGGUCGGGGACAGAGGGUGGCGCUUGGGGGGGAAUUGUCAUCGCGCCACUCCUUGGUGUGUCGAGUACCUCAGGGUGCGAUACUCUCCCCGAUGCUUUUCAACAUCUUUAUGCGCCCUCGCCCAGCUUGUUCGGAGUUUUGGGCUGGGUUGCCAUCAGUAUGCCGAUGACACCCAACUCUAUCUGUUGAUGGAUGGCCAUCCUGACUCGGCCCCAGACACACUGACCAGAUGUUUGGAAGCUGUGGCUGGAUGGUUACAUGGGAGCCGGUUGAAGCUAAAUCCUUCGAAGACAGAGGUCCUGUGGCUGGGACGGGACGAUAUGGGAUUGGGGGGGCAACUCCCAUCUCUUGCGGGGGGCGCAAUUAGUGCCAGCACCGUCCGUUAAGAGUUUGGGUGUAAUCUUCGACACCUCCCUUUCCAUGGAGGCGCAGAUUGCAGCUAUAACAAAGGCGGCAUUUUUCCAUCUCCGCCAAGCUAAGCAGUUGGCUCCUUACCUCUCUCGACCUGACCUAGCCACUGUGAUCCACGCAGCGGUCACCUCCAGACUGGAUUAUUGUAACUCGCUCUACGUAGGGCUGCCCUUGAGACUGACCCAGAAACUCCAGCGGGUGCAGAAUGCUGCAGCGAGACUCCUUACGGGGUCUUCGCUGCGAGAUCACAUUCACCCGGUGCUAUACCAGCUGCACUGGCUCCCGGUGGAGUACAGGAUUAGGUUUAAGGUGCUGGUUUUAACAUUUAAAGCCCUAUACGGCCUAGGACCCUCGUACCUACGGGACCGCCUCUCCUGGUAUGCCCCACAGAGAAACUUACGGUCUUCAAAUAAAAUCAUCUUGAAGGUCCCAGGCCACAGAGAAGUUAGGCUGGCCUCAACUAGAGCCAGGGCUUUUUCGGCUGUGGCUCCGAUCUGGUGGAACACUCUGUCACAAGAGACUAGGGCCCUGCGGGACUUGACAUCUUUCCACAGGGCCUGCAAGACAGAGCUGUUCCACCAGGCCUUUGGCCAGGGCACAGCCUGACUCCCUCCCUCGGCAGUCUUCGCAGAGCUCUGGCCCAAUGGUUGCCAGUGGCUUGAAUUAAUUAAUUUUAUAAUGAAUGAUUUUAGAGUGUUGUUUAUGCUGUACUUUUGUACUGUUUUAUGUUGUUAGCCGCCCUGAGCCCGGCUUCGGCUGGGGAGGGCGGGAUAUAAAUAAAAUUUAUUAUUAUUAUUAUUAUUAUUAUUAUUAUUAUUAGUUGGAAUCGCCUUUCUUUAGUUGGAAUCCUCUCAGGAACUGGCAGUGAUGCUUUGGGUUCAGAAGGCAAAUGAGCAGUGUUGCCCUAUGUGUGCUGCCCUACCAAUUGCUAUUGCUCAUAAGGAGGGCAGGAAACUUAUUUUAUUUGCAUAAAUUCAGUUUAUAGCGAGCAAGAGAGGAACUGCUAUUAGUAGUUUUUACAAACAAGAAAAUAUAACCAGCUGCUAUUAACUUUGUUGUCAGUUAAAUUCUUGUUUAUAUUCCCAUUAAAAUGAAAUUUAAUUAAUAAAAGUAGACAAAGCUAUUUACAUAAUUGUUUAAUAGCAGAUGGUUUUGUUUUCUUUCAUCAUACCAUACAGAGUGAUUCUCUGAAGUCCACAUGAAGACAAAAACACAGGAAAAAGUCACAAUUGCUCUCAGUAAGGGAGCACUUGCUCACAUCUUGCUAUAGAUUUCACAUCACCCCAAAGAAGAGUGCUGGUUUUGUCAAAUCCUAAAUCUUGAAUGCAUUGCAUUGUAAUUAGGGUUCCCCACUACAAACCAAGCUUUGAUGCAGACUGGGAUCAAUCUUCUCCUUGUCCACCCACCUGUGUUUGCUUGAGUGAAAUCAUGCUUUGCUAUCCACGAGUUGCAUGUGUCCCAUCUUCAACAUCACCAGACACCUACACAUACUUUAAUAAGGUGCAUAAUGUGCUGGCAUCACAUGGUUGUUUUCCACAUUGUAAGUUGUAUAUCAGUUCAGGCCACAUGUGUUUAAAUGUAUCCUUUUAUGUGUAUACAUUCAAAUGUUACGUUUGUGUGUGGCUGCUAAGUGGAUCAGACAUGUAAAGUGGAGCUGCACAUAUUUGUUCCCACCACCACCAUGCAUAAACAGAACAACAGGAAAAGCAAUGUCCACGCUGUUUCUUUGGUACAUGGUUCAUGUUUCCAGUUUGGUAAUAAAGGCACAGAUAGCAAUAUAAAUAUAUAUAUUAGCAGUCUUAUCAUGGGUUGCAUCCUCGUUCAUACCAUAUUUAUGUGAAUCUAUUGCGCACCUCAAUUUUUGAAACCUUGAAACCAAAAAAGGAUUUGCUGGCGCCAUCAAAUCUAAUGUGCUCCCUAAUUUUCGUGAAGUGAUUUGGCCAAAAAACGUGCACAUUACAUUCAAGUAAAUAUGGUAUUUUAUAACUCUGAACUUUAAAUCACUGAAUUUCUGAAAAUAUUUAUUGGCUUUCUUCAGAAAGUGUUUCUAGCUGUUGUUGUUGCUGGUUUUGAAAUGGUAUCGUAAUACGGCAAUCCUAAAUUUAUCUGCUCAGAAAAAAGUCCCACUGUAUUCAAUGAGAUUUUCUCACAAGUAAGUGUGUGCAGGAUUGCCUUGUAAAAGAACAUUCCAUAUAAACCAGGCUAGACUCCUUUUCACAGUGGAAUGAUCAUUUUUAAAACUCAUGAUAAAUAUAUGAGUUUAAGUAUAAUAUCAUUGGCUUUAACUUCUUGCCUCGUUCAUAUUGGCACAAAGGGUCAGAAAAUAUUUUGUCUGUUACAGGUUAUUUACAACAAGAAAAGCUUUUAGCCACAUGUCGGGCAUUUAUACUAGAAAGCUCAGAUUUAAAAGAAUACGCAGAGCACUGUACUGGGGAAGGCUUUGUUCCAGCUUGUUUACUGGUGAGUACAUAUUUGUGAGAAAGGUGGCUGUAAGUUUUGAUCAGCCCCUGAGCUUUCUACUUUCCAAGAUAGUUCUGCAUAAUGAAUAUUUCAACUUAAGGUUGAUUCAGGUAAUAAAUGUUAGGAGCUCAGCCUACACUCGAGUAGGACCCUGGUAGAAACACAUGCCUGACUGGCAUGUUCCCUCCCUCCUGGUCGAUCAUUCGGGAGCUUCAAAAGCUUUCUUCUGCCCGAACAUCACAGCGACCGAUGCCAACAGACACCAGCACACUUAGGGAUCUGCAGAGCCUGCACAGUUCGCAUGACAGACCCCAGCAACUCAGCAUGUUGGCUAAUCUACUUUAUUUACAUAUAAACACACACGGAGCACUGCAACAUGGCUCCCUCUCUCUCUAGCAUCAGACAGCAAAGAGAAAGAACAAAGGACAACAGUCGCACUUCACAGAAUACAGUAACACAAACAUCCUGUCUCCGUCGCUUCCCACUCUGUGGAGUCAAAACAUAUACCGUCAUGUGAAAGACAACAGUCCCAUAACUGCAAAUCAUUUAUCUAACAAUAAAUACCCCUCCACUGCAUGGUGAGCUUUGGAGUCCACAUGAAAAUUGCUUGCUUGAGUCCAAAUGGCAUCCAUAACCAUUGUGCUUUGGAUAGACAAGACAUUUCCAGUAUGUUGUUGCUGGAAGUUGUGUAGUUGAAUGCUGUUCUUUUCCUUUUUUUUCUUUAGUCUCUCUUUGGGAAAAACUUAAUCACCAUCCUGAAUGAGUAUAUCACAAUGAAAUCGAAAGGUAAGAAGGGGUGUUGGGACUGGAAGAUACAAGUUAUAGAUUUGGCUAUUUUCUCCAUUAGUGGGGGGUAUAUUGUGCAAUAUGUUUUCUUUAGACUUAUAAUCCACACUCUACUCGGUGACGUCAGGACAGAGUACAUAAAUUAUUAAACACAAUUGAUCUUUUUAAGUAAAAUAAAUUCAAGGUGGCUUAAAAUUAGUUUAGAAUUUAAAAAAAAAGUCACCAAUGAAAACAAAAGAGCAGGAGCAAUAGACAAAAAACUUAACACCAGCCAGUCACUCAACAGCAGAAAGAAGGGACCAAGAAACUGCAAAGGAAGAGGAAAAACAAAACUAGCCCAGUGGGGACUGAGCAGAGUCAGAGCUGAGUGGCUGUUGCUGGGGGAAGGAGGAAUGGAAUAGAAUAUACUUGAAGUUUGCAUGGCUGGCUGGAACCCUUAGCAGAAUUUUUCAACAGUGUGACAUUUUCUUACAUACCCCACUUGUACAUCUAGACUCCAAAAAUGAUCCUCUUUAUGCUAAAGCAGCAGCACCAUUUUUAAAGAAAUUAGAAUCAUGAUCUCUUUAUUGUGUAGCCUUUCCAGUUGAUUCAUAGAUCAACCAGUCCUUUUCACAUUUGACACAAGUUUUGUCUGAUGUGUUUCUUUAAAGAAGCAACAAAUGAUGUUCCAGCAAUGAUGUCGUCUUUAUGGAAGAAGUUGGACUACACACUUUCUCAAAUCAGGUAAUUUGUAUUGAAAGCAAAUACUAGUCUGCAUGUCACAGGGAACCUUUGUCAUCUUAUUAUAGGGCUACAUUCCUCCUAUGUGCUUACUACGGUUGCAUUUUGGUGACGUCUUGGUGUUUUCGUACUGAUUUUAUCUCACUGAUGCUUGUAAGUUAUUAGACGUAGCAUGCUGAUGUUUUAAAGCUUUGUCUGAUCAGAAUGAUAAAAGUGGUGCCAAGGAAAGCUCCAGCCGCCUUUUAUGGGCUGGGAGUGGACCACAGUGAAAACUGCUGCAGUCAGGUCCACUCCCAAAGCCCCACCCUGCAGGCCCAGCCAGAUUGGCUGAAUUCAAAUAGGGGGUUUGGUGGGAACUCCUAAAGUGCUUUGUGGUUGGCCCAGUGAUUUUCAACUACUGGUUGCACAAUGGAAUUUGCAUGGGGGGGGGGGAGGGUAUCACAGCUGGAUGUGAUGGGCCGCAACCACCACCCACUCCAAAAUCUGUAAGCAGCCACUUCUGCAACCAGCCAACCAACCCCAAAGCACAUAUAUACUUCCAAAAUAAAAGCAAGCUUAUUUACUACAAAAUGUUAAUCAUGGUGAUUGUGUAUUUGAAAAUUGUUCAUCUUACCAUAGAAAUAUGUUACUGAUAACAAAAUUUUAAUUCGUGUUUAAUUUUGAUCCCCACCCCCCAUUGCUUUAAUCUCUAAUCUAAACGUCCAUGUAACUAUUGUCUCACUACUCCAUAUGAAGCCAAGUUUCCCUUACACUUGUAUAUUGAAUUCUAAUUUCACUUGGCAAUUUGAUUGUUGCAGGAGCAUGCAGAAUUCUGGUGCAUUUUGUGCUCAUCAACGGGGUAUGUAUCAGAAAACAUCUAUUUUAUGUAAUCUGAAUUCACCCCUCUAAAACCUUGCAACUUUUCCCAGUCCAAGAGGAAAUCGACUGGAAAUCAGUCGAAUUCAUUUCAGUAUGACUUGUACAUCAUAGUAUACUUAGAAUUGCAAUCUUAUUGUAAUAAGAAAUUUUCUGAAAUAUUUAUAAUAGAACUGUUAACAUUUGACAGUGUAAAUGUGAUGGAUUUGGCCCAUAGAGGCAGAGCUUAAUAUUUUCGUGGUGUAUUAAAGCUGGAAAUCCUUUAUCUUGUAUCUCUGAAGUAAGCAUUGAGAGUUUUGUUUUCUUCAUCACCCACCCAACAGACUGGCAAGUUCAGCUUGUCACUGUACUAGUUCAGAGUGAUUGGAAGUAGGAAAACAACAGUUGUCCUGAUCUGGAAGUGAUCCAGGAAAAUACCAUGUGUUAUUUCUGCCGUUUAAAUCAGCUCUUGGACUCCAUAAUCCUGGAAUGUGGACAAACUCUUUUCACUUGUAGCAUGUGUCAACACUCCUGAAUCUUGUGUGUGAUUCCAUAGUAGUGCCAGCAAGCAGCUGGCUGCCUCUUUCAGUAGUUGACACCAAAUCUAUUUAGCAACAAAACUAACUGCAUUCCUGAUUUGGUUCAAAAUUACUUCAGGGGUGAAGGAACAUUUGGUUUUACUGCAGUGCCACAAUUCAGCUCUCAAAGUAGUAAAGGCACAGCUUAAGAAACUAACAGUCUGUUGAGAUGGGCUCCUAUCUCCUUUUAUUUUAUGUCUUUUUCUAGGCCGCACAAGAAGUGCAAUUGCAGAUAUGAAAAAGCAGAGAUGUAUUCCGCAAUCACUUCCCUCAAAUUCAGGGUCCUCUGUAGCUCAUCAGCCAGGACAACUGACCUCUGCUCCAAUGGCAGCCACACAAGUUAUUCUUAAACCAACUGUAAUCCCAGUUAUGGCCCAGACAAGAUCAGGUUCUGCAUUGGCACACCAGUGCCAAGUACAAGAAAGCAAUAUUAACAGUAAGUUUAAAUACUCAAUUCCGUGGUCUUUUGGAGGGUGUUCCAGGGUUUGCACAGUUUAGCACAGUGUUGGGGAACCUCAUGCUUGACCUCCAGGCCUCCCUAUCUGGCCUAUGGGACUUUCCCCAGCCCACACAACAUCCUGAUCCACAACCCAGCUUCACAGCCUCUUUAGGUGUUUAUUCCUGUCUGGAAUAGGUCAUUGAACUCUGCUAAUGUCUUUAGUUUAUCUAGAUGGAGGAUAGAGAGGGAUGUGUGAGUGUGAAGAAACUGGCUUACUGUACAAAGGAAUAAAAUUCACAUGUGUUGCUCCACUUACUUUUGCCUCUGGCCCUGCCCACUACUGAAAUGUUGCCACCUGAAUAUUGCCCAGAAGGGAACAUGGCCUUGGGUUGAAAAUGGCUCCCCACCUCUGGUUUAGCAGAUCUCCCUCCCCACUUUCAGAUACCUGUCAGGUGAAGCAGGAGGUUCUGCCUAAAGAGGAGUUCUCCUAUCAGUUGUAGAAACCUCUACGACUAUUCCUGUCCCAACAAUGAAGAAGACAAAAAAGAUGUCUUCUGGAGAUGAAUCAGAGGAUACGCAUUAUCCCUAUAAGCUGGCGUACUUCUUUUCUUUUUCGCUGAGACCAGUGGAAAAGAAAACCAUUAAAAAACAAUACAGCCACCCCACCCCACUUUCUACUCUAGCAAUGUGAACCUGGCAGGGCUUUGAUUUUUUUCCUGCUCCUCCACCCUGGAUUCUUCCUCCUUUGCCCCCAGUUGUUACUGGUCCUUUGUUUUCCUUUUGUGUAUGUUUGUGAGAGAGUGGUUAGAAUGGAUAUGCUGAAAGAGCCAGGUGAACUGAAAGCAAUGAAACUGGCUUUCUGGCACUAAACCUGGGAAAUGUGUUAGAAUCUAUAGUUUUCCCUGAAAACACAACAAAACAUCCUCAUGACCUGGUUAUUUGAGAGAUCAUCUUAUUGAUUUUACACCCAGUAGGUCACUAUGUUCUUCUACAUGAGAGUUUCUCCUUGACAUUCCUAAAAUAACUGAAUCCCACUCCACAGUAACCCCUAGCAGGGUUUUCAGUGCAGCUGCUCCUUUGUUGUGUGGAAUACCAUUACUGCUGAGAUAAGACAGGCACCCACUGCUUGUACCUGCUGAUCAGUUAAAUAUAUUUUUGUUUCAACAAGCUUUUCCACUCAGAUGAAAAGGUCUGUCUUAGGUGUUCAUUAUCGAUAGUUUUAAAACCCAUCUUUACUUGUUUUUUGUACUGCUUAAAAAAACCUUUUCAGGUAUUGUUUUUGUAAAUUGCCUUGAAACACAUGUGGAGGACGAUAAAGAAAUAAAAUGGGGAAAAUAUUUUGUUUAAAAAGAGAGAAGAGGGAAAUGUCUACCGUAUUUCAAUUGCCUGUUGUCAUUUGUCAUUGCCUUUCCUAUUGGCAACAGAAAAUGUUUGGUAGCCUAAAAAAUCUUAAUCAGAAGCAACAUUUGUCUCACUCAUUUUUUCUUUUUAAAGCAGGAGACACUGCAAACUUGGUUUCUGCACCCCAAGAACGGAAGCUUCACUCGAGCAUGGUGUCUCCCGGAAAAAGAAAAGGGUAACUUCUAAUUCUUGGCUAAUGUGUUUUAUAAUUUAUGAAUCUUGUUUAUGUUUUGAAGGGCACCUAAUCCUCUAUUUACAACAGUGUAUUCACCCUGCUCCUUUUUACUAUUCCCUUCUGUAUGAAUUCAUUUGAAGUCACUUCCCUCAUUUCUGCCCUCAACCACAGGGCUGCAUAGUUGUGCUCACUUACCUGGGAGUAAGCCCCAUUGAACUCAAUGGGACUUACUUCUGCAUAGACAUGUAUAGGAUUGCAUAGUUAACCUUGUGUCUACAGACUAUAAACCAUUAGGUUAUGCGGCAAGUACUCUUAACAGGUGUUGAUCUCAUUUAAGGCCACUAAGUUCCUCUGAGCAAAGAGCCAGAGGAAUGAAUAGAUAAGAUUUACAACAUGAGUUGCAGUAAAUUUCCUAAAUUUAUGCCUUUCUCAUUUCUUGAAACUUCUGAAAUACUUCAGUGACUUCCAGAAGAAAAAAAACAUUGUAUCAUCGGGAUCACAAUUAUCCAAUUGUGAUUUACGGGACACUCCAAUGGUGGAAGAAGAAAGCUCACCCAUGGAAGAAGGAAGUGAACAGCUAGAACUUAUAGAGGGUGACCUUCCAGUAAGCCUUUUUAAAAAACUGCAGAACAGCACUUACUUUCUUUUUUCUACUCGCCUUUUGUUUCUCCUUCCCCACACCCUUGCAGUUUGUUAUUGCAAUUCCAGCUUCAUUUAUUGCUAUGAAAAAUUCAGGUAAUAAGGCAUUUUUAAAGACUUUCCAGAGUGUGUCCCUUUUUGGUAUAGCUUAUAAUGGUGUUUCUGGGCCAACUUUUAAAUUUAAUCCAGAAAGGUUUAGAUGCAUGACAUGUAGUCUUUAUGUCUGUACACACAUAUGAAUGUAUAAGGGCCAGCCCAAGAGAUUUUGGCACCUGAGGCAGACACCAAAAUGGUACCUCCCUCCUCACCAGAGAAGAAGAGGUCAGGGAAGAAUUGUAUCAGGAACAAGGGGUGGAAGAAAGAUUGACAUCGGGAUCUGCUGUUCCAGUGGACCCUGCUGCAUGAGGCGGUCACCUUACCUUGCCUCAUGGGUAGGCUGGCCCUGAAUGCACAUAAUAAACGUGCAUAAAGUAUAUAAUAGUAUAUAAAGUAUAAAUAGGACUUAAAUCUUGCUCCUCUUAAGAUUGGUUUGGAGACAUGAGAGCAAUUUAGAAUUGCUAUAAUAAAAGAAUCAUAAAGACCCUGAGGAUCAUCUAGUCCAACUCCCUGCAAUGCAGGAAUCUUAACUAAACAUUCAAUGAAGGAGGCACCUCUGGAUAAGGGGGUGGGAUGUUACUUAAUAGUGUUGGUAGAAUCAGUUUUUCUUACCUUUUUUAGUAAUUUUGGACUGCUUCAAAUUUGUUUUCUAGCAAAUGAUUAUUGAAAAUGCCAGAGAGAAAAUUCUGAGCAACAAAUGUCUUCAGGAGAAGCUAGCUGAAAACAUUAACAAAUUCUUGGGCAGGUAAAAGAACUUUCUUGACACCUCCUGUUCCAAAUCUGUAAAUUAUUUUGGAAGCCUGCUAAUUAUUUGUAACUGUCUGUUCCAGUGAUGGCAAUAUUUCUCAGACAGCAAAACAGGCAGACAGUGGCCCAACAAUACAAGAGUCCUCAAUUGAUGAAUUCCUUGGUCUUCAGGUAAGUUUCCAAGAACUAAUGCACACUCAUAUAUAAAAUGUAUUUGAUGCCUGGCAUGCAUUUGUAAGUGAAAAAGCACACCAAAUGGUUAAAGAAUCAGCCCACAUUUCUUACUUUAAAGCAGACUGCAUUACUUGUCACUCACUUAGCCAAGCUGCAGACCGCCAGCUGUGUAUGACAGCCAUCAGUGCUUGAUAAACCACCUUCUUUUGCUGUCUUCAUGGGACUGCAAAACCAGGGGUGUUAGCAAGGCCAAAGCAGGCCACAGUAUGUUGCUGAUGCUCCGCAUUUCAUCUUGGUGGCUUGCAAGUUGUGCAGACCUUACAAGUAACUGAGGCACAGUUAACUGGGAAUAUUAUUACCCUGAACCUUAUUGAAAUUAAUGAGAGCUGUACGAUAGCACAGUUACCAUCCUUUGUGACUAUCAAUCAGUAGGACUUCUAAAGAAGUUCUUGGUUGUGCUUAAAAUCAUGGUUUUGGUUGCUAUGUCUACACCAGGCAUCCCCAACCUUUGGCCCUCCAGAUGUUGUGGACUACAGUUCCCAUCAUCCCUGACCAUUGGUCCUGUUGGCUAGGGAUCAUGGGAGUUGUAGGCCAAAACAUCUGGAGGGCCGCAGGUUGGGGGUGCCUGGUCUACAUGAUCUGUUAAGUGAAUUUUAUUUACAAACUGAGUGGUACCCAACUACAUUCUACUCAAGAGUAGACUGUUUGAAAUUAAUGCCUAUAAAUUAGUAAUACACAUUAAUUUCAGCUGUCCUACUCAGUAUGACUAAUGUCGGAUACAGAAACUGAGGUUGAUGUAGUUUUGUAAUGAAAAUUUCCCUUGACACCUUUUGGAACUAUAGUAGAAACAAGUGCAGUCAAGAUGGUUGGUGUCACUUCAGCUUCUACCAUUGAGGUCAGGUUUAUUUUAUAAAUUCCUUCUGAUUUUUCAAGAAGGUUUUCUUCCUAUGUUACCUUUCAACAUACAUUUUACAUCUAGAGAGAACAGUUUACAUCUUCUAACUUAUUUGUGGAUUAUUUUUAUAUCACCUACAUAGCAGGGUGAGAUUCACAUGACCGAAGAAGCCAUCCAGGAGAUUCUGGAGCAAACAGAGUCAGAUCCAGCAUUUCAAGGACUCUUCGAUAUAUUUGAUUUUGGUGCGGGUUAGUUAUCACUUUGAAUACUUUGCAAUGAAAGGCUAAGGGGUGGUCUGGUUUAAUUUCAGUGGGUCUAUUCUGAGUAGAGCGAGCAUUGGCUACAGUCCUAUGUUCUGGCCAAUUUCAUAUGUUGAGAAGUCAGUUAUCACCACUUAUGAGUUUUGUAGGAACUUGGCAUAUUAUGCCUCAUAUUGUUGUAAAGUAUUUAUGGGUAUAGCACUUCAGUAUUUAUGUAGCUGUCUGUAACUGAUGCACACCAAGUGCCAGACAUGCUCACAGAGGACUCCCUAAAUGUGUGGUCUACAGUUCAUAUCUAGUUUGUUAAAUGCCAAGUAGUACAAAUAUUUGGAAUCAAUAUUUAUAACUUUUGCUCUUCCACGAUUGCCCAAAAUACUUUUAUGGAUGAUUGAUUUAGGGGAAACAGAAAAACAUACCUGAUUAAGGAAUAUAUGUUAGGUAUAAUUUGUGCAUUGAAUCAAAUAUUAGUACCCUUCCAGUUUAUUUUUUCCAUUUCUUUUAAAACAGGUAAAGCUAAGGGUGGAAGAAAUGCUUCUCACAGUAUUUCCACUCAGAAUGGAGGACUAGAGAAUGCAAUCUUAGUGGACGAAGAAAGCCUAGGAGCACUUGAAAGUUUUAUUGCAACAAAGGAAAUCAGUAAGCACUUCUUCAAAGCUUUCCAGUUAUCUUCAAUACUUGUAGAAUGUCCUUUUGUUCCAGGGCCUAGAAUGUUAAUUGUUAACCCUGCACAAAUGAUAAAACACUAUUAAAGACUGGGAGAUUUGAGAUGUGCAAUUGUGGACAUGUUAAAAUUACUGUCACUGCAGUCCUGUGUACACAAAGUAGGAAGUGAAUCCUAUUGAAAUGGAUGGGACUAACUUCUAGAUAAACAUCCAAAGGGCUGGGCUGCAAGUUGCUUAAUUGACAUUUGAGUUUCUUUGAGACUUCAGUCUUCUUUUGAAAAGGUGAGCCUUGUUGUUCUUUAUAUAGCCUAAUGAUAACAGCUGCUUUGACUUCUAACCAAGGUAACUUUGUCCCCUUCUCUCCUUUCCGUAAAUCAGCUUAGAAUGACAGCUAAUGCCAACUGUUGGCUUUGGAGCUCAAAUGCCAUUCUGAUUACAAGUCAGUAGCACAAAACUAGAUUUAAGAGCAUGUGCUAAAGUAACUCCCCAAUACCAACCUGAAUUAGUUUCUAUAUGCUGCAAACCAUUACCAGCAAAGUGGAGAUUAUUCAGACCACAGGUCCUACAUUAUGAUGUGCAGAGUCCAGUCCACUCUUUAGUUUAGAGAGUAUGCUAGUUCCACUAUAGCCAUCUCUCUUUCAGCCCAAUAAGUCUUUCUCCAGCACCCCAUGGGUCAUGGAUGGAGUCCCGUCAUGCUCUUUGUGGGAUACGUAAGUGGUAAAGCAAUGCUACAGCCUGAAUGAGUGAAAAUAGAGGUGGAGGGGUACUAACCUGUUUCUAGAAUUCACCUGUCUUGGAGGCGAAAGACCAGGGUGGGCUUAAUGAACUUAUUUCAUAUGGCACUUGUGUGUGUUACGUCCCAUAUAUUUUUGUAGCACCAUGGGUUUCAGUGAAGCUGACAACCUUCAUAGUACUAUGAUAAUAUAAAUGGAUUACAAAUUGUUUCCCUGUCUUUAAGCUAGACUCAUAUAUUGUAUUAGACAAAAUCAGCUUCAUAGCUGUUAUCAUAGAAGCAUAGAGUUGGAAGGGAGCCUGAGGGUCAUCUAGUCCAACCCCCUGCAAUGCAGGAAUCCCAACUAGAUCAUACAUGACUGAUGACCAUCCAACCUCUGCUUAAAAAUCUCCCGAGGAAGUGGAGUCCACCACCUCUUGAGGGAGUCUCUUCCAUGGUCAAACAUCUCUUACUGUCAGAAUGUUCUUUAGUUGAAAUCUCCUUUCUUAUAACUUGAAUCCAUUAAAUACAGCUUUGUAAAUUCAGAGUGCAAGAUAUCCCCAAACAAUAAUAGCUACCCCAAACAAUAACUACCAUUACUACUGCACUGAGAAAUUAUGAAAAAAAAUAGAUGAGAAACUUUAAAACCAGAUGGUUCUAUUACUCCUUGAACUUAUGCUUAUGAUAUUUUAAACGACUUCCAAUCACUUAAGACACAACAAUCAAAUAUUUUCUAAUAAAAUACUCAUCUGUACAUAGAAGGGUGGGGUUGCUGGGGAUUUUCUUCUAAAGGGGAGAGUUUCAGAUGCUGGAUAAUGGUCCUCCCUGGAUAAAGGGAGGGCAAAACAAUGACAUGGUUCUUAAGAGGCCAGUGCAAAUUUUUUAGUAUCUCCAUGGAGGUUUUACAAUGUGUUUUACACAAAAGUGGUGUAAUCUAUUUUUGUAACAUUAUUCUGGCAUGGGGUGUCCUACAACACUAGAUUGUAGUGAAACUGUGUUGAUCUGUUGCAGGUGAUAAUUCCCAAGUAACUCUGUCAUACACAGAAGAUCAUUCAAAAGAAGCACAUGUUCCAAAGACUGGUUGCAGUGGUAGUGAAGUCACCUUGGAAGAACACCUGGAGAUGCAAAAUGUAGGAGUUGAAAAAUUUCCCACGGACUCUAAAAGUGACCCUGUAGAAAUGGGAAUGGCUAGCCAAAUAACCAAGCACAAUGCAGUCUUUGAAUCUCAGCAGAAUCAUGUCUCUGACCCAGAGUUCAGUGGACACAAUGUAGGCUCUUGCAGCAAACAAGGAACAGCAGCGAGAGACAGUAGAACUGAUAAAGACCUCUUAUGUCAAGAUCUUCAAAACUUGCCUCAUUUGCAGUAUGAUCAGUUGGGUGCGAUGCAAAUCUCACCGUCUGGAGGAGCAGAGAGUUGUUCAUUGUCUAAUAAUAUACUCAGGACAAAUGCAAAAUUGCUAUCCCCUCUGAGAACUGCCCAAAAUGAAAUGCUGAAAGGAGCUAUUACAGCCAACUCUAGCCAUUCAGCAGAAACAAAUAAAAAUCUAGAGCACAUAAUGGGACAGCCAGCUGAACUUCCUCUACCUGGCCAGCAAAACCCGGACAGUCAUGCUGCCUCUGAUUGUCAAAGCCAGGAUAAAAUUGAGUCUGAUUCUGCUGCAGCAUUUGUAGCGAAUGCAUCAGAUCCAAGUGCUGUAGAGCUCCAGCUUGAAGUUGUGGAUACUUCCAACAGCCUUCAUUCAGAUGAUCAGCCUGUGCACCAAGAACCUUGUUCAAAACCUCAAAACCAGAAAUUGGAAGGCUCUGAAAUCUCACAGAUAGAAAUGCAAGAGCCAUCAUCUUCCACAAAAUCAGAUGCAGAUAGCUUAUUUCGGUCUUCUGAUAAUGAGGGGCGUUCAGAGAGAUCUACUGAUAGCAACCCCACCACAUCUGCUGUGUGUUGCUCUCCUCUUCCAGAACCAGUGGGAGAAUCAGGUCCAGGGAACAAAGAAUCAGGCAGUGUUUCCUCUAGCAGUCAAGCCACAGAUGUAGAUCCCUCCAGCGUAGUUUCCUUAAAAAUCAUUAUCAGCGAGGACUCAUUCAUUUCAGCAGAUGCCGAGCUGAACAAUGCAGUUUCCAGCAUCGCUGGAGAAAACUUGCCGACUAUAAUCCUGUCCUCGCCAGCUAAAUCACCAGCCAAGCUAACAGGACCAGCCAGAUGCAUAACUUCAGAAGAGGUUGAAAGAACUGGGGAUUCAGCUUUGGUAGAACAGAAUCUUCUUGUGCUCAGACCUCAACACUCUGUCGCGAGUACACUCAACAUAUCAAAUGAGGAGUGUGCUGUUUUUUCCAUUGCUGGGACGUCCGGCGUUGCCAAGGAUGGGGGAUUUAUACAGCUGAUGCCAGCCACAAACACAUCUUUCAGCAACUCCAAUGGUGUCUAUAUUGCCACCUGUAUGACUGAGCCAGCUUUAAAUACAAACGUUACUCCGUCAAACUUGGUUAUGUUGCCUGGCAGUUCAGCAUCUCUUGCAUCGCAGGUUCCAACACCACAGCAGUUACGGACUCCUCCUAGAACAAGCAACUUGUUUGCCAUGAACCCGCCAAUGUCGCCAAACUUUUCACAGGGUAACUAUUGGUUUAAAACCGUAACUGAAGUUUAUACUGGUUUUGGUCAUAAGUCUGUUGCUUUACUAUUUAAAUGAGUUAGCACUUACAUAUUACAUUGCUCUUCGCUUGUAGGUAACUUAUAAAAUGUGUUUAGGGUAGCCAGAUGCAAAAAUCAUGCAGCUGAUUUAAAAAUAAUCCGGUUUCCCAUGGGCAAAAUCACAUAAUAGAAUAGAGUUUCAUUGUAUGGUUUACUUUCAAAUGGUUCCUGUGGCCAGUAAUAUCUAAACCUUGAUUCCAUGGAUUUAAUACCCAUUUAGCACUAUGGAAUUUGUGCUUAUCUUGUGACAAGUCAAAAAUCAGUGGGUGGCAAGUAAAUUGACAUAUUUGCUUCUUUAGAAUUAAGUAAUAAUAAUAAAUUUUUAUUUAUACCCCGCCCUCCCCAGCCAAGACUGGGCUCAGAGCGGCUAACAACCAAUAAUAAAAACAAGUUGAUUAAAAUACAAUUUAAAAGAUUAAGAUACAACAUUAAAACAUUAGGAUGCAAUCUCUUCAUAGGAGGAGAAGGGAAAAAGAAAGAGGGGGAGGGAAUCAAACCGGUUCUAAACCAAAGGCCAGGUGGAAUAACUCUGUCUUACAGGCCCUGCGAAAAGAGAUCAGAUCCCGCAGGGCCCUGGUCUCAAGAGACAGAGCGUUCCACCAGGCCGGGGCCAGUGUUGAGAAGGCCCUGGUUCAGGUUGAGGCUAAUCUAACUUCCUUAGGGCCCGGGACCUCUAGGGUGUUGCUAUAUAUGGACCUUAAGGUUCUCCGUGGGGCAUACCAGGAGACGCAGUCCCGUAGGUACGAGGGUCCUAGGCUGUGAAGUACCAAGGAUAUUGAGUGGUAUUCACAUGCAUUCAAGUAUGAAGAAAAGUUGAUUUAAGAAAUCUACCCCUUUGGAUUAGAGGCUGAGAUUUCUUUGUUUCUGGAUCUCACUAUUUCAGCCCACAUAACUAGUCUGGAGUGAAAGCUGUAUUCUGGCUUGAAGUUUGUUCUAAAAAUGGAAUGAGAACUAAGAGCAGUAUACUAACGGUUGCCUCACCCUCAGGAUACCUACUGGGUUGCAUGAUCAGUGAUCAUGGAUGAUGAGAGCUCCUGUCCACAACAUCUGGAGGGCACUACACUGGUUACCUCUGCUAUAAGGCAUUAAGUUUAUUGCCUUAUAGCAGUUGCCUGGCCUUAUAGGUUGCCUGGCACAUCCCCCUGAGUUACUGUCUGAAGCUCUAGACUGGAGCACCUAACCAAUAUGUUGAGAUGGGAGAAGGCAAAACAAAGGAGCCCUUCCUGGAACUGAAAUGCAUUGGGGAAGCCUGGUUUCUUAGGAACACAUACACAAAGCAAGGGCUUCUGCAUUUGUUCCAAUGUCAGGAGAGUCGCAGGGGUUUCUUUGCUUCUUUUCUUGCCUUAUUGUUCAUCUGCCACACAAAUACUUGCUAAAAUAGAUGUGAAUGCAGGCAACAUGUCAGACAUUACUUCCUCCCUAUAGCUGUGUAGCUAGCAAAGGCUGGGUCACUCCCAUGCAGAAGAACAUAUUCCUAUUUUAGCCCUUUGCUUUAGAGAACUUGCUGCCUGCAACCUGCUGUAUAUAUAGGAUGGUGUUCUUCAUAGCAAGAAAUAUCAGCUUAGUAGCAAUAAUGUGGUUAGAGCUAUUUACUGCUCUUUCUUUAAAGAGCUUAUAGCUGCUUAUAUAGGGUUCUCAGGGAGUCUGCCUUCCAGGUAGCUUACGGGGUCAUACACACUUAGGCUUACUGGUAGAACAGUGCCAUUUGCCUUUGGACCAUUCUCUGACUUUGGAUGAUUGGCACAGAGAGUGAGAGAGACUCUCUGAGUAAGUACUAACAGCUUGCUCACAUGAGUCCAUUGAUUUUCAGGUUCUGCCAUCAUAAUCGCAUCUCCAGUACAACCUGUGUUGCAAGGAAUGGUGGGAAUGAUUCCUGUAUCUUUAAUGGGGCAAAAUGGACAUACAUUCUCAGAUCCUUCCCGUCAGGUAAAACGCUACUGCUAAAUUUCCAUACUGUCAUUCUUGAGUUGGAAAAUCUUGUGAGAAACCUUCAUUGUGCUGCUUUCACUUUUUCCAAGGUUCUGCACAUGCCAGUACAGACUUCUUUGGGUGGUGGUGUUCCUAAACUACCUCUCCCUCCCAAAUCUCAGAGGAUCCCAAGAAACAAGACAAAUGCAGGUGAGUUAGUGAUGUAGCUGAAGGAAGGGAAGUCUAUUUCUAGCAUGGGAAGAAUUCAUAGCUUACCAGCUCAAAUCUGAUUCCUUCCUCAGCAGCCCAAGAUACUCAGUUCUGCAGGCAGAAACUAUUGUAGCAGACUGUAUAUAAUGUUUGACUUGUCUUUUUCUUCCAUAUGAACUUAUUUGAAACCUAGAGUAUGCUUCUUACAUGCUGUCAAUUUUUUAAAAAUCCAGACUUGUUUCUUUUAAUUAACAGUUUGAUUUUUAAACAAAUGUUUUAGGAAAGUUGGUACCCGGUGGAUCUGAGCCUAUAAAUCGUCCUGCUUCUCGUGCACAAAGGUCAGUUAAGUUGCAUUGCAUAAAAUGCAGGGGGUUUUUCUCAGUUCUCAACAUUUCUGGGAAGGCACUUGCAUGAUAAAAUAUAUGAGCAGUCCAUAGUUAUUUCUGCCAUUUGCAGUGAUAAUGUUUAGGCAUUGCAAUCAUGGGAGCUACUGGCAAACAUAAUAGUGAUCACUAACUUCACACAUUAUAUUUUUCUCACUUGAGUGGUUUGGACUGUUUUCUACAUUGUUCCUUAGUAGCCUUUGAAAUUUUGGCUUAUAGCAACUGAUAGGGAGUAGAAAAUUUCUUGCAGCUGUUACUUUCCAUUUGUUCAAAGAAUUUCAUUUUAAAAAUAGUGGCAAACAUGUAUUUUAACAUGAAUGUUUAAAUGAGGGUUAAGAAACUUUAUUGGGUAGUUAAAUUAAAGUGGGUAUAUCUUCUCCCUAUUAGUUGCCUCCAGGGCCUUGUUCUUUAGAUGAAAAACUUUUCUGGGAUUUGGACAAGGAAGCACCUCUAGAGCUUAGCCUUCCUUUGCAAUGAAACGGUCCUAAGUUUUUAAGGCCCGAGGUGGUUUUGUGUACAUUCAGCAAAUUUUACAUGUUUUGUGACGGGUAAAGUUCACAACUGGAAAACCUUUAAAAUUAAUUAUGUGCUUUUUUAUUUAUUUAUUUUUACGUGCAUGGAGGGUGUUCUGCUUCUCUUCACCCUUUUGUUAUUUCAGUAAAGCAAAAAUUGAGCUAUUCAAGAUUUUUAAACUGAAGGUGGGGAUGUCCCCUUAAACCAGCUUGUUUUGUACUCUCUGCUACUAACAUGGCUGAGUUUAUAGCCUUCAGCAAUAGCCUUUAAAAAUAUACCAAAAUAAUUGAAAAUAGAAAUUUUAUCACAAGAUUGUCAGAUAAUCCCUACCCUUUUCCCCCAUUCAGAAAUGCAAACUCAGACAAGAAUGUUUGUGCAGAAUUGAAAAAGAAGCUGGAGACAGUUGCUCUCGACACCCUAAGUUCCGCUUCCAAACAGAAUGAAAGCCAUAGGAGAGUGCUUUGCUUUGACAACACUCUGGCUGCUCCAGUAGGAAGUAUUCCAGCAUCACAGAAAGAAAGGAGUGAAAACCCUUUAUGCUCUGGGAAUUCUCCCAGCGCUGUGCUUUCAACUGCUAAAACUCAGUCCUGCAAGAGGGAACGAGAGAGAACUUUGCCUCGGAUUUUAUGUAAGCCUGAUAUUACUAGCAGAAACUUGACUGCAAAGGACACCCAAUCUGAGAAGAGACAUUCAGGUCCAGGAUUGGCAUCGGAUGUGUUAAGAAAACAGACAGCAAAUAAAGAGAACGAAUUGGAAAGGACUGUUGACAAACCCCCCAAAAACCAGGAGGUGGCGACUCUGUCAAACGGCCAACAGAACGUUAGCCUUCAUAAUGAGAAGAACAGCUCCUCUGCUCAGGAACUGACUAAAAAGCAGGGGCUGCAGUCAAAUGCAAAUUGCAAAAUUUCAGCAGCUUUACCUUCAAAGGAGCCAAAAAAAGACCAAAACAGGUCUGCCAACCAAGCCCAUUGUUUGACCAGUCCAUUAACUAAACAAGCUGUGGAAAUGCUGCAUGACAUUCAGAGGCAAAGCCCCGCUAGUAAACUUCCUGAAAAUGUGGAUCUGCCAGUACCACGCACACCUUCAGGAACUGGCGAUAGACACUCUGAGGAUACCUUUGAUAUAAUAAGGACGCCCACGUGUAGACGGUAUAGUGAAGACAGUACAACACCAAGGAUCAUGGUCCCUCCAGCUACUCCUGACUUGCCAGCCUGUAGCCCAGCUAGUGAAACAGGCAGUGAAAACAGUGUUAGUAUGGCUGCCCACACUUUAAUGAUACUUUCACGAGCAGCCAUUGCAAGGACUAGUACCACUACACCUCUUAAAGACAAUACGCAACAGUUUAGGUCUUUGAGAAGUGCAAAAAAAAGGAAACCAGAAGACAUGGUUGAAUGUGAGAGGAAUGCCCGGACUGCCAGUAAAAAAGAUAUGCAGAACUUUACAGUGCCAAUAAAAAAGAAGAAAGUGAAGGUAAGUAAACUAGUCCUUUCAAACAUAAUUGCAUGGUACUGUUUCUUUUCCAGCACAGCACCUACAGGCAGAAGAAGAGUUAACAGCUUUUAAUCCCAUUGUCUAGCUAAAUGGCCCAGAAUGGGAAACAUCAUAAUGUAUCCUGUAAUAUGCCUUUUCUCAAGCUCACGUUGGCAUUCCUAAACUAAUGGAAACGGUUCCUUCAUUUUUAACUUGUCACAACUUUUCAGAAGAAAUCUUUGGCUGAGGAGACACCUCCCCAUCUUUAGAGCUUGUCUUAAUGAAUCUUUAGAAUCACAGUUACUUGCUUAUCCAAUGUUUGCAAGCUAGCCUGUAUUGGCCUGCUGUAGUUGUAAGAGACUGCAGGUAUUGCAACCUUUAUGAUUAUUUUUUUAAUCGCUAUGAAGUUUUGGUACACUUACCAGUUGACCAUUUAAGCCUAUGUCCACUGUUGGACUACAUAUACUUAUAUAUAGACUUGAGAAGUAAACAAAAUUAGAUUGGGGAAGAAUCUCAAUAGGUGUUAAUGCAGAACAUUUAAAUGUCACGGGUCAGGGAUGGUUUGUUCCAAAGGUUGAUUUUGCCUUUUGGGCAGGAUGAGACGUGAUCCUGGUUUUUAAUUUAUUUAAUGCCCCAAAAGUGGUGGGUGGAUAGCAGCCCAAUACUAUAAGUGUAGGCCUGCAUAAUCCCAAAGAACUGUACAAGCUACUUUUGAAAAAGACAGGAGAUCCCACUCAUUGGUUUAUACAGAUAAACAUGUUUUUGUGUUGAGUUCUGUGGAACUAAGCAAUUUUUAAGCACCUAGAUCUUGUUUGCCUAAAUGGUUGUGUGUUUUUUUCCUUUUUCAGCAGAAGAAGCUACCAAUCGCAUUUCCUGCUGGAAUGGAUGUGGAUAAAUUUUUGUUAUCUUUGCAUUAUGAUGAAUAAAAACUGAACUGUUCAUUGGUCUUUUGCAACUUUGAGGUGAAAUAACAAAAUGGGAGUGCAGUUGAUGCAUUCAAGUGUCACUGCAUAUUUAAAAAGGCACGCUGGUUCUGAAGAAAGUUGCUAGCUUAUAAAUAACUUGGCAGAUCAACUUCUGAGAAAGCACUUAAUGUACAACCAGUUAAGUUUGCACAGUUAUACUUGUGGGGAUAAUGUAAAUAUUGUACAGCUGUUGGAGUUGUAAAACAACAAGGUACUACUUUUAUUAACACGGGGGGUUGGAUGUGUUUUGCAAAAUGUGCACAUUAACUGCUCAGACAUUUUCAGUGUCAUACAUUGUUGAGCCAAAUUACACUUAGAAGCAGGUUCUGUUGAACUGUGGAACUUGCUUUCCAGUCACUGUGCUUGGGGUUAUAGCCCAGGACAGAUAGCUGGCUCAAGUUGGAAAACAUAAGGUAAUGGUUAGCCAAGUCUUAAAUUGGAUAGCUAGCUAACUUCUAACGAUAACAAUUCAGCUUGUCUUACAGUGGGAAUUUCCCCAACCUGCUUCCCUUGUGCCUGUCUUUUCCUCUAGUUGCAAAUCUGUUACAAUAAAGGCUUUUUCAACUUUCUUGCUAUAUUUAUAAAUAUUAAGAGGCAAUUUAUUUUUAUUUCAUUUAACUUUAAAAUACACCUGUAAAUGACACUAACCCAGUGUGGUGUGUUUUCGAACAUUUCUUAAAAGUUGUUGUAUUUAACACACACCCUUAAUAGGAAUUCCUCUUCCCAAAGAGAUGUUUGAACCAUGACUGCCAUGAAUUGGGAUUUUUAACCCAAGCCGUUGACAAUGGAGGAGGGGGGAAUCUGUUGUCUCCUUUUUCUGGUACAGCUCCUCAGGAGGACAGGAUUUACUAAAAAGGAUACCCUAUAGAACCAACUGCUCUGUUGUAGUGUGGUGCUAAAGUUCAGCCACAAUGUUAUCAGUUGUGAGAGAGAAGAAGAAGAACAAGAAGAGUUUGGAUUUGAUAUCCCGCCUUUCACUCCCUUUAAGGAGUCUCAAAGCGGCUAACAUUCUCCUUUCCCUU